UUUUCCAGCCCUGUAUUUCAUGAUGGUCUCCAUUUCUAUUAUAUAUGCCUUAUUUCAAUGUAGUUGUGCUCUCUACAAUUUCGUGGAUUCCUCCAGUUCUAUUACCAUUACUGUCAAAAUUAUAGAUUAAAAACUUUGACCUCAGUGAUUCAUAAUUAUCAUUGCAUUUGAUGAUGGCAUCCGAUACUAAAGAAUGCCAUGUAGUGCUGCACCAACCUUCUGAUGCUGCAGUCUGGAAGGGCAGAUGCCCAGAGCAGAGCCCAAUGCAAGCAUCUCCUGCUGGCAGCAAAGUAAAGUCUGAAGCCUUGGAUAAGGUUGAUCCUUCUCUGACCCUCAAAGUUUGCACUAUCUUCAUCAAAGGGGAGCCUGAGGAUGAAACUGAAGAAGUAUCCAUCAAGGAGGAACCAUUCUUAUAUGGAAGUGAGGAACUGUGCCAAACUGUCCAAAUUUUCUUUUCAAAAUACCUCUUCCUUGCUCUUCAAUGA
This is a messenger RNA of Hyalella azteca, 485 nucleotides long. RefSeq lists its product as uncharacterized. The coding region runs from base 171 to 485 and encodes 104 amino acids. The transcript is spliced from 3 exons. NCBI's taxonomy places the organism in Eukaryota, Metazoa, Arthropoda, Malacostraca, Amphipoda, Hyalellidae. The record is from RefSeq and is a predicted model, not a curated record.